UCCAGCGACGGCUACUGGGGACAUUUUAAAUGAGCAAACUGUGAUAAAGGGGUCAGAAAGUCGAGAACCCGGAGCUAUUAUUCUAUAUAAUAUCUAUCAAUUACAGAUGUUCAUGCAUAUGUUAGUCUACGCCUAAAAUGAUACAGAGAGCACACACAUGAGGACAGUUUUGCUCCAGGUCAACCGCCCCUGUUUAUCACCUAGCAACUGCCACUUCAGAGACACUGCCUCUGGCCCCACCCUCCAGAGAUGACUGAUGCCCAGAACGCCAACGAGCUCCCUGAAUGCCCCUCAGAGGAUGGGGCCACUGCAGAAGAGCAGGAGAUGCCGCUGAGACAAGAGACCAUGCCUACCGGCUCUCCAGUGGGGGAAGAGCCAAUCAGCUCACAGAAUCCUGAUAAACAGCCCACCCCCGGGCUUCUAUCAAUGCCCUGCUUACUGAAGGAGCUCCACAGAGACUCUGGCUCCGGGCAGCCGGCGGAAACGGAACGGCCUCCCAUCACCACUCAGCCCUACCCACAAGAAGACAGCGAUUCGUCCGUUUGCCUGAGAUCACCCUCCUCGUCCGGUCACCUUGGCGAUUCUGACACGCUUUCGUCUGCCGAGGAAGUGACCGCGCCCACCCAAACUGCUGGCAGGAAGUCACGGCGGUCGCAUUCUGAAAGUGACGCGUCCUCCGUCGCCAUGGCAGCCAAGAAGAACCGUUGCCAGGAAAAACAGGUGAAUGGGCGUGUCCGCGUGAGAGGGCCACGCAGCCAGCGGCAGAAGUUGCGCAUGCGACAGCUGCGACAGAAACGUGAGGCGGCGGCGAGACGCAAACCAGACGUGCUCCAAGACAGCAGUACCAGUGACAGUGACCUCACAGCCCACUCCUCAUCAUCCUCGCCGUUAACGGCCUCAUCCGACAACGAGGGAGAGACAAUCAACUCUCACGCACCAGUGGGUCCUGCAGUUGUUGGGCACUAUGACAUUUCAGACACUCGCUCUCAGUAUUGUGGCAAGAAGUUCAGCAGCAAGACCUUUCCCUGUGCAGUAAAAGUCGAGCCAUCUCAGGUGAGUCUGGCUUCCACAGACAGUGAAGUGGAGAUUGUUGGAGUUCAAGAAAAUGCUAGCGUUAUCUCACGGUUUCCACGCGGUGGAGUGAUCCAGUCGCUUUCUUCCUGGAAACAAAGAGCUCCGCCUACAUGGACGUCAGUCUCCGCCCAGUCAGGGUGGGUUCCACCUCCUGAGGUGGUGGAUCUGACACUGGAUGAAGACAGGCACAGAUUCCUGCUGUGAUCAGAUACACACACACACUUAGACACACUCUCAUAUACAUGUGAUUGGUGGGCUUAGUGACUCAAACAAUUAUACAAUUUGACUUUUGAAUCUAAGAACACAGAAAAAAUGUCUUCAUGAUUCCAGAAAUUUCUUGGAUAACUCUUCAAACCACUCAACGUUUUCUUCUGAUACACUUCGUUAUACUUGAUUAAUUAUUUGUCACUGAGAAUGUAACAUAUGUAAAAUGUUUUUUUUUGCUUUCUUUGUGAUUUUUUUUGUUUGUUUUUUUAGCCCAAUGACCAUUAAAAAAUUUGGGGGAAUCUCACAAAGAUAUGUCCAGAUUGCAUUACCCCCCAAAAUCAGAAGGCCAAAACUAAGAAAUUAUAUUUUGCAUUUAGAAAAUGAAGCCUAUAUUUUUGUUUUCAUGACAAGUAAACAUAUUUCCCCUAAAUUCUCAGAUGUUUUUUUUUUUUUUUUUUUUUUUGAGGGGAGGGGAGGGGUGGAGGGUUGGUUGUAAUUCCUGUUAUUCUCAAUGUUGAUUAUAUUGUCAUUAGCAGUGUUGGGUGUAAUCUGAUUACAAAGUAAUUAGUUACUGUAAUCUAAUUACUUUAGUCAAAAAGUAAUGCAAUGCAUUACAUUUUAAAUGAUUGUAAUCAGAUAACAGUUACUGACUUUCAAAGCUAAUUACUUUUAAGUACAUCACUUGGGUUACACAUUUCUCAAAUAAUAACAUUUAUGUAGAAACCAUUUAAAAAAUGUUCAUACAUACUAGAGGUAGACCGAUAUAUCGGUUUUACCGAUUAAUCUGUGCCGAUAGUUGCUUUUUGGAACUAUCGGUUACCGGCAAAUAUCUAUGUCGAUAGUUGCCGAUAGUUUUUUCAGCAUUUCAACAUUUCAAAAUAAGACUCCCCGGUGUGUUUCGGCUUGUUUAUACUUAAAAGUCCCAUGUUAUGCACGAGAUCUUCAUUUUUUCUAUUUAUUAUUGGGAUUUUGGUUGAACAGAAAACUGCUUCUGGGAUUUUAUUAAUUUUGGAACCUUUGCCUUUUCCCGCCAUAGUAAAGAAAGAAUCUUUUUUUUUUUUUUUUUGGACAUUCUAUAAAUCGAUUUUUAAAAAUAUUGGCCGAUUAAUUAAUCGGUUAUUGGACUUUGAAACCAUCUAAGUUAUCGUAUCGGCAAAAUCCACUAUCGGAUGACCUCUCAUAUGUACGUCUGUUUGUGUUUCUGUGACAGCUGAAGGGAUAACCACAGUGAAAAUGGAGGAAAUAUAGACAUUAUUUUGAAAUCAUUGAGUGGAAAAACAAACUAUUCUGUGAAAAUUUUAGAAAGUAACGAAGUAAUUGGUAAAGUAAUUCGAUUACAAUUUUAAAGAUGUAAUAAUAAUUUGUAGUGGAUUACUAUUUUUGAGUAACUUACCCAGCACUGCUCAUUAUUAGCACUAAUUUAAAUAAUAUAUAAUCUUUUUCACACUACAGUAAUGAGAAAUUAGUUUUUUAGCAUUACAGAAUUUGAUCUGUGGGAAAAUGUGCUUAAUUGUCCUGAAAAUAGUGUCACAAUGCUAAACAUUUUAAUGGCCCUAAAAAUAAGCUUAAUUUGUGCAAAAUAUAAUUUCUCAUUUGUUUCUUCUCAUUUUGGGGUGAAAUGUAACCUGGAUGUGUUUUCCACGUGAUUCAUACAAAACUUCCUUUAGUUUGUCAUGGGAAAUCAAGGAUCCUUGAGUAGUUUUGAGUCACUUUGCCAUCCACACAACAAACACGUACACUCACAUAAUCCUGCUGUUCGCCUCAGGAGUCGCUUGCUGAUACACCCCGACCCCGCCCCUCCCUGUUUUAGUGCCCUUUGUGAUGUAACUUCCUUUUAAGCUGCUGGAGAGCCUAUUAGCUGAGAUAUAAAAGCAAACCUGCUGGUCUUACUGUCACUGGAGCAAACGCCCCACUGCUCUGUGUGUGUGUGUGUGUGUGUGUGUGUGUGUGUGUGUGUGAUGUGAGUGUAAAUUAGAUUGCGUGUUUACUGUCAUUUAAUGCUGCUGUGGGGAGAAGCCUUGGAGUGUGUGUUCCUCAUGUAAUUCUGCUUUCACAAUGUGUGUGUGUGUGUGUGUCUUGAGCAUUAGUUUUUUAAGUGUAUCUUGCAUUCUUAAUGGGGAAUCUCAUUAACACUUUACAAUAAGGUGUAUUUGUUAACAUGAACUAACAAUGAACAAUACUUUUACUGCACUUAAUCUUGCUUAAUGUUGAUACUAAUACAAUUUUUACAUGACGAAGUUGUAUAUGUUAUGUAAUGCACUAUGAACUAACAAUGAACAAAUGUAUUUUCAUAAAUUAACAUUAAACAUGAUUAAUAAAUUAUGCUGUAAAAAUGUUGUUCAUUGUUAGUUUAUGGUUCCUAAUGUAAUUAAUGUAGAAUAUUAUUGUAAAGUGUUACCUGAAUCUCAUGAAACAUGUCCAGGUCAUAUUUCAGCCCAAAAUUAUAAGAGAAAAUAUAAGAAAUAAUAUUUUGCAUCAAGAAAAUAAAACCUGUUUUUAGGACCUUUAUGUUUUUUCCAGUGUAACAUUAUUUUCAUUACACUAAAGUUCAUUUUCCCAUAAAUUCUCAUGACUGUAAUGCAUUGAGGACGUUUUAAUUUUGAGUUUGUAUUUAUCAUAAAAUCAGUAAUAAAGGCAGUACAGCAAAUGCUUAUUUAAAACAAAAAAAAACAAACAAAAAAAAUCCUCAGAUUUUGGGAACAUUGUCAGAGCAGAAGGAAGAUCAUCACCGAUCCUCCACCUGGUCGUUUAAUGGUUAGACGGAGACCUGGAGAGGCCUACGAGCCACAGUAUCUCACACCCACUGUGAAAUUUGGUGGAGGAUCGGUGAUGAUCUGGGGGUGCUUCAGCAAGGCUGGAAUUGGACAUAUUCAUCUGAAGGACGCAUGAAUGAAGACACGUACAAGGUUAUCCUGGAAGAAAACUUGCUUCCUUCUGCUCUGACAAUGUUCCCCAACUCUGAGGAUUGGUUUUCCCAGCAGGACAAUGCUCCAUGUCACACAGCCAGGUCAAUCAAGGUGUGGAUGGAGGACCAACGGAUCAAGACCCUGUCAUGUCCAGCCCAAUCUCCAGACCUGAACCCCAUUGAAGACCUCUGGAAUGUGAUCAAGAGGAACAUGGAUGGCCACAAGCCAUCGAACAAAGCCGAGCUGCUCGAAUUUUUGCGCCAGGAGUGGCAUAAAGUCACCCAAUAGCAAUGUGAAAGACUGGUAGAGAGCAUGCCAAGACACAUGAAAGCUGUGAUUGAAAAUCAGGGAUAUUUCACCAAAUAUUGAUUUCUGAACUCUUCCUAAGUGAAAACAUUAGUACUGUGUUGUUUAAAAAUGAAUAUGAACUUGUUUUCUUUGCAUUAUUCGAGGUCUGAAAACACGGCAUCUUUUUUGUUAUUUUGACCAGUCGUCAUUUUCUGCAAAUAAAUGCUCUAAAUGACAAUAUUUUUGUUUGGAAUUUGGAAGAAAUGUUGUCAGUACUUUAUAGAAUAAAACAAAAAUGUUCAUUUUACUCAAACACAUACCUAUAAAUAGUAAAUCCAGAGAGACUGAUCAUUUUGUAGCGGUCUCAAUUUUUUCCAGAGCUGUACGGUAUAUAUAAUAUCAAACAUAUUACUUUAAAACUUUUUUUUCAUUCUACGGUAAUUACAUAGAAUUUGUUGUUGUUUAUUUUUCUCAUUAUUCUCAAUUGCAUAAUACAGUAUUUUUUACUGUUAAAUUAAACGAAUUGCUGCAAUACUUUUUUUUUUUUUUUUUUUUAUGAUCAAAGGCAUAAAAACAUACUACCAUGAUUUAUAAAUAUAAUGUUUUUGGUAACACUACAAUAAGGUUCACAUCAGUUAACAAGAACUAACAAUGAACAACACUUUUACAGCAUUUCUUAAUAUUGGGUAACGUUAAUUUGAACAACUUUUGUUUUUAAAAAUGUAAUAUAGUAUAUGUUAACAUUAGUCAAUGCACUAUGAACUAACAAUGAACAAUUGUAUUUUUAUAAACUAGCAUUAACAAAGCUGAAUAAAUUCUGUAAAAACAAAUAUAUUGUUCAUUGUUAGUUCAUGAUACCUAAUGCAUUCACAAAUAUUAAUGAAUGAAACCUCACUGUAAAGUGUUACCAAUUAUUAUUAUUUUUAUAAAUAUUAAAUCAGAUGUUUUUGCAUUAAUGAAAACAUUUUAAAUAGUAGCAAAAUAUCUUAAUAGUCCUAAAAUAUGCUUUAGGAAAAAGCUUAUUUUCUUGCAUCUUUCUUUGGAUUUUGGGGUGAAAUAUGAUCUGGACUGGUUCUUGACAGGUUUUGUGAGAUUUACCCUCAUAAAAACAGACCCUUGCUUUUAUUAUGCCAAUGGAACUUAUUCAGUUAUCUACUUGUGAAUACAAUCAACAUUUGACAGGCAAAAAAAUUGUUUUCUGAAUGGGAUUUCAUUUGCAUAUAGAGUUUUUAAGCAAUUAAACUUUUCUCAAAUAUGUUUUUAUGGUUACAUCAUGUCAUCCGAGAACACCACUGAAACUAUUUAUUGAUAUUUGCUAUGUGUUUUACUUGAUGUUACAUAUGCACAUUUUGUGUUCGAAGAGCAAUAUGCAUAUGCAUCUCAAAAAUUAAAGGAAUUAUUCAUCUAGAAAUGAACAUUGUCAUAAUUUACUCACCCUCUUGUUGUUCCAUAACCGAAUGAGUUUCUUCCAUGAAAAACGUUGAAUAUAUUCUUCUUUUGUGUUGCAUGGAAGAAAGUCGGGUUUGGAACAACAUGAGGGUGAGUAGAUGAUUUUUUUGGGUGAACCAUCCCUUUAUGUUUGAGUCCUGCCAAUAUAUUUAGUCUGUUUGACAUCCACUGGGGAGAAGAGUUUAAGUAAACAUUUUAUUUUUCUUCCUCAAGAUUGUCAGUUUUUAGACGUGUGUGUGUUUGAGGAGCACUUACUACCUGAAUGUGAAUCAUUAUGCUUAAUUCAGCAUUAUAUUGCAUGUAUCGCCCUUUGACCCUGCAAGUCAUUUCAUAGGUGGGGUUUUAAAGCUGCUCUGGUGGCCAUUUUGGCUGUUGAGUCUCUUAGCCCCGCCUUAAACUGUGACCCACCCCUCUAAGCGUUUACUUGGACUUCUGUGUUAGCCACAUUGAAAAAGGGAAUUGGUAGUUUCAAAGCAGGAAAGAGUUAUUUAAGCUAGUUUUAUUGUAACGGGCUCUUCCAUUUUCAAAUGUGCAGAUCUUUUCUGCCUUCGAGCGAAAGCAGUUGCUGUAUCCCAGCUGCUGUCUCACAUUUAGACUGUUGUGAAGGAGAAAAGGCCACUUGAAAGCGUUUUAAAAUGGCCAAAUCUGUCAAUGGUGACUGAGAACUCUCAAAUACCCAGAUGCGUUAUAUCAACACUUUAUAAAACAAAAUGAUUGCAUUUGGAGCUUAUGCUUUAAAGGAAAUUUAAAUGCUGUCAUCAUUUACUCACUCUCAUGUUGUUGUUGUUUGCGAAUUAUUUGUUUAUAAAAUGAAACACGGGGAAGAUUUCAGUGAAUGAUGGCUUACAUUUCCGUCUGUUCCUUACACAGAGCUAUUGUAUGGCUUCAAAAGACUACGAAUAGAGCUUUUCACCCAUGACGUCAAAUUUGUAGGCAAACCCAGAAGGCGAAUUCGCCAUGGGUUCCCUCAGUAAUUUCCUGUGGGUUUUUCAAAUGGGGAAUUAUGAGUAAAACAAGAUCUGUGGUGAAAAUUACUUGAAGAAACUUUCACGUUUUUGUUCUAAAACAUAAAUUACACACAGUCGUACCUCAUUUGUGGAUUUUGAAGCCGUUGUGUCUUUUAAAAAUGCACGUUGCUAACCCGUUGCUAAAUUAGGACUACAACAGUCAUCCGUUUUGUAAAGCACGUAUAUCACAUGCUGAUGGUAGUUGUAGUCCUUAAUUAGCAUUGUGAUAGCUACAUGCACUUUUGAGAAACGCAGUUGCUCAAAAUUAACGUCUUUUCUAGAACAAAACUUUCGCUUCAAGUCAUUUUAAAAGAGGUUGCACCGAUACCAGUUUUUCUCUUCCGAUUCCGAAAUCUGAAAUCUCAGUAUCGGCCGAUACUGAUCUGAUACCAGUGUUGUUUUUUUCAUAACCAGUUAAGAAUAUCUAUACCUCACUGAGUGAUGCUAAUUAUAUGUAAAGAAACACAAACCUUUAACUACACAUUAUUUCAAUACAAAUGUACAAACUAUUAAGAACAACUUUAUUGUUAACUAGUCUACUGGAUAAUGCUGCAGCAAAAUUAACAGUAAUUCCAGUCUGUAAGUCAGUCAGUUUUCUUUGCGCAAUUUUUUUCAACUUGUAUCUUGAUUUUAAAGGAUUCAGAUCUCUUUUUUUGUUUAAUUUAGUUGUAAGAUAUCAGUCCACUUUUCAUUCAGUUAUUUUUUUUGGAACCCAUUCAACUUAAAUAUUGUUGUAAUUUGUAAACAAAUAAUAAUGAUAAUAAGUUGUUGUUAUUAAUUUUACUGACUUUUAGAUUUUUAAAAUACAACAGUAAUAUAUUUCAGUCGUGCACCUUUAACUUUAAAAACCUCUAGCUUUUAUUUUGACGUCAGAACACUCCAGAAAGUCCUGUAUGUGUUUGUUUGUAGGCUAGUUCACAGUAGUUUAAUUCGCUUCUUAUUCAAAUUCUGGUAAAAUGCUCUUCCGGUGUCGUUUGAAAUAUUUUAUUAUAUUAUAAGUGAACCGAACUAUUGAGCAUCUACAGAUGUUGUUCACGAGUAGCGCUCAAAUAUGAAAAUAGCCGCAAGCUCUGAGGGCUGAAAAUAGCCGCGACUGCUUCACUAUGUAUGUGUGUCAACAGAGCAGCACCACACAAUAAAAUGCGCUGUGCAUGCAUACUGUAUAUUAACUUAAUAAACGCAGGGUUUUGCAAUUCACAAAGCUAUUGCAUGACUCACGAGUCAUAUGGACUACUUUAUUGGUGCUUAUAUUGUUGUUUUACGGAGCUUGACAGUAGCUAACACAAAGUAUCAGAUUUGUAUUGGCUCAUUGGACCGAGACCCAAUCCGUCUAAAAACGUCAGUACCUGGAUUGGUGCAUCCCUAAUUUUAACCACAGGCCUUAUUUUACUUGCAAAUCUAAAACUGCCAUUUUAAAAACCCAUAGGAAAUUCCUAAAGAAACCCAUGGCUUGAAAAUUCUAAUUGUCUUCCCAAUUUUUUUUUACAUAUAUAUAGAGCGCACAAGUCAUAUGGACCACUUUAAAAUGUCAUACGGGUUUGGAAUAAAAUGAGGGUGAGUAAAUUAUGACAGAAUUUACAAUCUUGAGUGAACUACUCUUUAAAUGAGUUUUCAAGCACUCUCUCGCCGCACCAGCAUAUCAAGCUGGUCUUUUUUCGUUUUGUUUAGAACUUCCUAAAUUUACCUGCCAAACUUUAGAACUUUGAACUGUUGCAACUUGAGUUUAAAGUUCCGAGGCCUCCAUUAUGACAUCAUCAUCUGCUCUUGUGUUGAGUUUUUCCAAACUGAUCGCCAUUCUUCUUGUGUCUACUGCUGGAAUGUUUUGUAAUUUGAUUUGAAGUGUUUUAAGCAUCAUAAAUAGCAAUAACAAUCAUUUAGACAGCCGGAGAACAGCGUAAACCCAACAUGGCUGAACUCAACUUUACAGUCAUGUGACACGAGGGGUAUGUGGGGUCUGUUUUUUUUUUCCUUUUAGAUUUCCACUGCAUUCAAAAAACACUUCCCUAUAAUUUAAUCAUGUUACUCUUGUUUUGUUCAUUUCAUUUUGACAGUAUUUGAAGUUAACAGCGAAAGAGUGUUAAUAUUUUUUGCUUCCGCAAGUCUUUUUCUUCCUUUAACAUUUACGUAGAAUAAAAUGAAACUAUUUUAAGAUAAAUAGAGAUAUUUAAAGAUUGAUGUUGUGAUUUCUUGUGUU
Messenger RNA from Myxocyprinus asiaticus (Chinese sucker), 9125 nucleotides. RefSeq lists its product as uncharacterized. The coding region runs from base 250 to 1278 and encodes 342 amino acids. Gene Ontology annotation, biological process: ubiquitin-dependent protein catabolic process. Gene Ontology annotation, molecular function: ubiquitin protein ligase activity. The transcript has 6 exons. The record is from RefSeq and is a predicted model, not a curated record. NCBI's taxonomy places the organism in Eukaryota, Metazoa, Chordata, Actinopteri, Cypriniformes, Catostomidae.